Pseudozyma hubeiensis SY62 is the source of this 819-nucleotide messenger RNA. RefSeq lists its product as hypothetical. The transcript has a single exon. Bases 1 to 819 code for a protein of 272 amino acids. NCBI's taxonomy places the organism in Eukaryota, Fungi, Basidiomycota, Ustilaginomycetes, Ustilaginales, Ustilaginaceae. The record is from RefSeq and is a predicted model, not a curated record.
AUGGUCAAGAUCACCAACAUCGCUUUCGUCGCCGCACUCGGCGCCGCUCACUACGCCACUGCCUCGCCGGUCGAGGGCCGUGAGGCGCUUGAGGCGCGUACCUUUGGCCUACUGUUCAAACACUUCGACUUGAACCCCGCUGACUGGUCUUGCAUUGCUCCUUGGAAGCACGCUUCGCUUCCUUCCUUCUCGCUGGGUUGCUCGGCACCCGGCAUCCCCCAGUGGGAUGGAGGCGACAAGGCCAAAUGCAAGUACUUCUGGAACUGGUGGACCCCCUUCUGCCGUGACGGCAACAAGCCCAAGCCCCCGCCUGGCUCUGGCUCUGGCUCUGGCUCUGGUUCCGGCUCUGGUUCCGGCUCUGGCUCCGGCUCUGGCUCUGGCUCUGGCUCUGGCUCUGGCUCUGGCUCUGGCUCUGGCUCUGGUGGCGUGACUUGCUCUGGCAAGUACGAGCAGACCUACAAGGACUACCAGACAGUUGCCGACUCGGGCGUAUACAAAGGCCAGAAGGUGGGCGCUGCAACGAUUGACAACGAGAACUACCUCACCUACAUCCUCACUGACUCGCUCGACAAGUGCUUGCAGGCUUGCGACCAGACCUCCGGCUGCGUGUUUGUCAACCUGUACCAGGACAACGCUUCGCAGUCUUCGGAUGUGAGCGAACUACCCCCCUCUGCUCAGUCCAAGUACACCAAGGGCAACCUCACGUGCGCCCUGUACAAGGCCUGCUCGGGUACUGACAAGGCCACCAACUAUGGUGGUCAGCAGGACCCCACCUACAUCACCGACUCGUCGGCUUACUGCAAGAGCGGCAAGUGCUAA